Molecule: messenger RNA, 849 nt
Organism: Endocarpon pusillum Z07020
Lineage: Eukaryota; Fungi; Ascomycota; Eurotiomycetes; Verrucariales; Verrucariaceae
Exons: 2
Coding region: 1-849 (282 amino acids)
Source: RefSeq, a predicted model, not a curated record
AUGUCUUCUCGAGCUUCUUCCACUACCCUUUUCUCCGACAGCGACGAUUACAGCACCCUCUCCGAAUCCAUGACACGCGAUCAGCUCGAAGGCUUCUCCUUCUACCAACAUGAUGUCAUACUCCAACAGCACCAAAUGAUUCGAGACCUUGACUACCAGCUCGACGCUGAAGAUGCAUUCAGAGAUCACCAAGCCGGCAUAAUCGAGCAGCAGCAGAUGAUCCUCCUUCACCAGGAAGCUGAGCUCGCCGAAGCCCAGCGUACACUCCAAGCUCAGAGACAGCUGGUUACCACCUGUACAGACAAUAUGAUGUACCUGAUCCAGAUGAUCGAGGAAAGAGACCAGGCGAUCCAGGACAAGGACUGGGCGCUCGCCAGUCUACGGCACCCGCCAAUCUCGCCUCUGAUCCUCCCCUCUCCCGCCCUCUCAAUCUCCUCCUCCCCUAUUUCCUCCCUCUCUUCUUCUUCUUCUUCUUCUUCUUCUUCAUCCUCAUCCUCCCCUCUACUCCCCCGUCGUCAUCAUCCUACCCACGACCUCCCCACCACGCGAGCAACAUCAACACGCAAGCGUGACCGCCCAGCCGCCUUCAAUGGACCGAUCGAACCCCCCCGCACCGCCGAACAGAACGGCCGGCCUUCUCACCGUUCCAAGCGGCCACGUCAUCAUACCGGAGGGCGCCUGGGCCAUGACGGCUCUUCGUCGUCUUUGUCGCCAUCAGAAGAAUCCGUCUACCCUGCUUCAGACGCGUCUUCGGAGCCUACUGUUGAGGGGACAGCGGGCCAGGAGUGGACGGAACGGCUGAGGAGGGCGGUGGAGAGGUGUUUUCAGCCGGUUCCUGAUGGGUUUUAG